Elgaria multicarinata webbii is the source of this 1934-nucleotide messenger RNA. RefSeq names its product aristaless related homeobox (gene ARX). The record is from RefSeq and is a predicted model, not a curated record. Gene Ontology annotation, molecular function: DNA-binding transcription factor activity, RNA polymerase II-specific; RNA polymerase II transcription regulatory region sequence-specific DNA binding. Gene Ontology annotation, biological process: regulation of transcription by RNA polymerase II. The transcript is spliced from 5 exons. Bases 46 to 1632 code for a protein of 528 amino acids. Lineage: Eukaryota; Metazoa; Chordata; Lepidosauria; Squamata; Anguidae.
GGAGGAGGAGCAGGAGCAGGAAGGGAAGCCAGACCAGCUCAAGCCAUGAGCAACCAGUACCAAGAGGAGAGCUGCUCCGAGAGGCCCGACUGCAAAAGUAAAUCGCCAACUUUGCUCUCCUCCUACUGCAUCGACAGCAUCCUGGGCAGGAGGAGCCCGUGCAAGAUGAGGCUGCUGGGACCCGCGGCCAGUUUGCCGCCGCUGGCCAGCCGAGCCGAGCCGGACAAGGCCGGGCAAGGACCAGCCAAGGGCAGCCCGCCCGGCUUCGAGGCUGCGGAGCUGCACCUGCCGCCCAAGCUGCGCCGCCUCUACGGGCCCGGCGGGGGCCGGCUGCUGGCGCGGGCCGAGCGGGCCGAGGCGGGCGCCUCGUCGUGGGACUCGCUCAAGAUCAGCCAGGCGCCGCAGGUCAGCAUCAGCCGCAGCAAAUCGUACCGGGAAAACGCGCCCUUCGCGCGGGCCGCCGCCCUCGACGACCUCAGCAGCCCCGCAGGAGGCGGCGGCAGCGGCCCCGACGGCAGGCCCAGCCGGGACGACGAGCUGAUGGAGGAGGAGGAGGACGACGACGACGACGAGGAAGACGAGGAGGAGGCCGAGGAGCUGGACGAGGAGCUGGAUGAGGAGGACGAGCUGCUGGCCGAGGCCCAGGAGGCCCGGCGGGGCGCGGCGGGUGUCGUCGGGGCCGGCGUGGGGCCCGGGGCAGCGGCGGUGACGGCCGGGCCGGGGAGCGAGGGCGCCGGCGGCUCGCCCAAGGAGGAGCUGCUGCUGCCCGCCGACGAGCUGGCCGAGGGCAAGGACGGCGAGGACAGCGUGUGCCUGUCGGCGGGCAGCGACUCCGAGGAGGGGCUGCUCAAGCGCAAGCAGCGCCGCUACCGCACCACCUUCACCAGCUACCAGCUGGAGGAGCUCGAGAGGGCCUUCCAGAAGACGCACUACCCGGACGUCUUCACCAGGGCCUCACCUGAGCGCCUGUCUUGUUGUGCUUGUUUCCCUCCCAGGGAGGAGUUGGCGAUGCGCCUGGAUCUGACCGAAGCCAGAGUGCAGGUCUGGUUCCAGAACCGGAGAGCCAAAUGGCGGAAGAGGGAAAAGGCCGGCGCGCAGACCCACCCGCCCGGCCUGCCUUUCCCUGGGCCCCUGUCGGCGUCUCACCCGCUCAGUCCCUACCUUGAUGCUAGUCCUUUCCCUCCUCACCACCCAGCUCUCGACUCCGCCUGGACGGCCGCCGCCGCCGCAGCCGCCGCCGCCGCCGCCUUCCCCAGCCUGCCGCCGCCUCCACCCGGCUCGGCCGCGCUGCCUCCCAGCGGGACCCCGCUAGGCCUCAGCACUUUCCUGGGAGCGGCGGUGUUCCGGCACCCGGCCUUCAUCAGCCCGGCUUUCGGCAGGCUCUUCUCCACCAUGGCUCCGCUGACAAGCGCUUCCACCGCGGCCGCCUUGCUGCGCCAGCCGGCCCCGGCCGUGGAGAGCACCGUGCCGUCGGGCGGCGGCGGCGGCGGCCUGUCGGACCCGGCCACGGCGGCGGCGGACCGGCGCGCCUCCAGCAUCGCGGCGCUGCGGCUGAAGGCGAAAGAGCACGCGGCGCAGCUCACGCAGCUCAACAUCCUCCCCGGGAACAGCACGGGCAAAGAGGUGUGCUAAGCGGCCCCGAGCUGCGGGGACAGCCGGAGAUCGCCUCGCCGAGGGACGAAUCCAAGACCAAAACGGGAGGGAGGAAGAGAGAAGCAGGCAGACAGACAGACAGACAGACCCACAAGGGGACAGAGGACCAGCGGCCCUGGAGAGGUUCUCCUCCGGUUAGGAACUCGGAGAAAGGCCAGGCUCCUUGCUUUGGCUGCUUCCCUCGGGGCGAAUCUGCGAAUCCUUCUUGGCUGGUACAUUUGUCACAACGUGCGUGCGAACCCUGUUCCUUGAUCAGCAAGCAACACACCCAAGGAGAGAGG